CCAGCAGCUCCCCACACCGCAACCAGCCAGUCAGCUCAGCCAACUCCAGAGAAGACGAGUAGCUCCACGUCUGAAGCAGCCGGGAAGAGCACAGCAUCCUCGGAGGAGAAGCCCAGGGCCAAGGAAACAGAAGGGAGGCUGGAUUCCAUGCUGCUUUCGAGUUCGGUGGACGAGGGGUUUGUACAUCUCAUCAACAGUGCUCCUCCCUCCCUGGAGCCCAUCCUGCGACUGAAGCAGUUCCUCGUGCUGGACUCUGGCGGCCAGCCCGAGCUUCUGGAGAUGAUGCCCGUCUUCCUGAGGGGUGCAUCAAAAUUCGUCUACGUCUUGAAGCUCCACGAGUCUCUAGACAAGCGAGCGACGAUCCGUUACUUCAAAGACGGCAAGCUGUGUGGGAGUUCCCAGCCUACCUGACCAACGAAGGGACCCUGAGACUGUGCGUGCGGACCAUGAGGUCCCUGAACAACAAGAACCCCGACAUCGCUCCCGCCAAAAUGAUGUUUCUAGCCACCCACCGAGACAUGGUGGCAGACGAGCAUCUGCCCGGAGUGCUGGACACUCUGCACAAGAGGCUGAGGGAGAUCCUCUUGCCUCAGUUCAGGGAGCAGCUCAUCUACUGCGAUACGAAACGGGACGACUUUGUUUUCACACUGAAUGCGGCAAAGCCGGAGAAGGAGGACAGGGAGUGUGCUGAGAGCAUUCGGGAGUGUCUUAGCGAGGUGGAGGAGGGGGAAGGGAGGUGAAAGUGCCGUUGCGAUGGUACGCUCUGUACCAGAAGCUGCUGGAGGUGGCAAAUGAACUAGGGAAGAAGGUGCUGCCUCGAGAGCUGUGCCAGCAGGUGGCAGAGUCGAUGGAGAUCGAUGACGAGUCGUGUGGGGAAGCCCUGAACUUCUUUGACGGUCUGAACAUGCUGUUCUACUUCCCCGACAUCCUGCCCCAGCUGGUGUUCAUGGAGCCACAGAUGUUGCUGGAUAAGGUCUCGGAGCUGGUGGAGGAGACGUACCACAUGAGGCAAGGAAAGAAAGCCGUGCCGGGGGAGAGGCUGAGGUUCCGUGACCACGGCGAAGUGACGGAAAAGUUUCUGGGCGAGUUCGAGAGCCACUACGAGCCACCUCUGUUCACACCCAAGGAGCUGGUGACCCUGCUAAAGGGGUUGCUGGUGUUUGCGGAGAUGUCGGAGGACGUGUACUUCAUGCCGUGUCUGCUGCAAGUGGUGGCGUGGAAGGUGGUGGAGGAACACCGAGUGAGUGGCGGGAAAGCCCUGGCUCUUCACUUCCCCGACAGCGGUCCCCUGAUGGGAACGUUCUGCUCCACUGUAGCUUACCUCCUGUCCCCCGAAAACAGUCACCCCUGCCCCUGGAGAGUGGCUCAGAACGAGGAAGGAGCUCCGAAAUGCCUCCAUCGCAACGUCAUCGAAGUUCACCGUUUCAGACUACGCAGGCACCGUGUCACUCAUCGAUCACUUCACCCACUUCGAACUCCACAUACGCACCGCAAAGGAACACGAGGCCGAGCUGUGGAAACUGGCACACGACGCAGUGUUUGCAGGUCUCAAGAAAGCAGGGAAGACCAUCGGCUACACAAACAACACUCCAGUCCCAGCCAUCGUAUGCCCCGCCCACCCCCACCCAGCCAAACCCCACCCCGCCUCCGUUAAGAAGGGAGUGUGGACAUGCUCAAUCGACUCUGAAAGUUUGGAGACAUUGACGAGGACUCUAUUCCAUGGCUGACCCUCUGCACGUCUACCUCUGCUGAGUCAGCCACACCCUCUCUCUCCUCUUCAUCUUCUGCAGUUCCCCCCACCUCCCAGCCUCCCCUCUCUGUCUCCACAGCUCCUGCCUCCUCUACCACUGCCACCACUACUACCAACACUCCUGUGUCAGAGUGUUCCACAGUCUCCUCUCCUACUGCCUCUGUUCCCUCUCCCUCCCUGUCCUCUCCUCCUGUCUCACUACCAACACUACCAACACUCCUGCAAUUCAUGAGAAGAAGAAAGAAGACGAUGAGAUCAGUGAUCGGGACCUUGCAGUAAUUGCCAGGGACCACCUCACCGAUUGGGAGAACCUCCACCCUUUCCUGGGACUCAGCAGAGCUCAGAAGAAGGAGAUCGCCAAAUCCUACCCGGGAGACUACGGGAAACAGAAGAGGGAGUGUCUGGAGGUGUGGAAGGAGGAGAGGGGGAGAGAGGCCACGUACCGAGCCCUCAUCUCGGCCGCAGAGGAGGCGAAGGACCAGGAGUUGGCGGACAACAUCAGAGACAUGUUAGAGAAGACGUGAACAUUAUACCACCAACCACCACUGUCUGUUGCUACCACCCACUGUCUGUUUUCUCCUUACCAUCCAGCAUUCACUGCACACUACACAAAGGCUCCAUUCCAUUCCAGUCUCAUUUCCCAUUCUCA
Messenger RNA from Geodia barretti, 2399 nucleotides. The record is from the annotation of a GenBank genome assembly. NCBI's taxonomy places the organism in Eukaryota, Metazoa, Porifera, Demospongiae, Tetractinellida, Geodiidae.